UUUCACUUCCUGCUUCCUAUCCAUUCUACGGUCUGUUUUGAGGAUUGUGGCUGCCGAAAUAGGUUGCAUCUCGCUAGCAGACAUUAUGGACUACAAAUGACGGAGUUGUAAAUACAGUUUCAUGCCAACGUUUCGAACACGUAUGCCAAAUAACUGAUCGAAAUAGUUUGUGUAAAUGUAAGUCGUCGGGAAAACAGCUGACACAACAUCAACAAUGCAGUUCUCUCCCACCAACGGAGAUUUUACCUUCGUCUCAUCGACCGAAGCUGAAGAGCUCAGUGGUACUAUUGACGCUCCAGAUAUUAAGCUGAAUUUGGGCAGUGAUAAUGCAAAAGACGCAUAUGCUACCACCUUCCUGAGACAACGAGGGUAUGGCUGGCUUCUGGAAGUCGAGGAGGAAGACUCGGAAGAAACUAAACCUCUUCUUGAGGAGCUCGAUAUUGAUCUGAAGGACAUAUACUACAAGAUACGCUGUGUGCUAAUGCCAAUGCCAUCUCUGGGCUUCAACCGACAAGUGGUGCGAGAUAAUCCAGACUUUUGGGGACCUCUUGCUGUGGUGUUACUGUUCUCCAUGAUAUCCAUUUACGGCCAGUUCAGGGUUGUCUCUUGGAUCAUUACAAUUUGGGUAUUUGGAUCAUUGACCAUUUUUCUACUUGCAAGAGUGCUUGGUGGAGAGGUUUCUUAUGGACAGGUCCUUGGAGUGAUAGGAUACUCAUUGUUGCCACUCAUUGUCAUCGCCCCUUUGCUCUUAAUUAUUGGGGGAUUCGAUAUCGUGUCAACAGUAGUAAAGCUUUUUGGAGUUUUCUGGGCUGCUUACAGUGCUGCUUCUCUUCUCGUUGGAGAUGAAUUUAAAACAAAGAAGCCUCUUCUCAUCUACCCCAUAUUCCUCCUGUAUAUUUACUUCCUAUCCCUGUAUACUGGUGUCUGAUGAGGCAGUUGAAAUGGACAUUCACUUGAAGAACCAUGAAAAGUGGUGGCGAGGCCCAAAAGAAGAUUGAGUCAACCGGACAGAUGGACAAUUAUUUUUCUUUUACUUUUCUUUAAAAAAAAUAAGAUUAUGGUUUUUAUUACCCUGUGAACAGACUUGGAAAUAGGGACUGAACGUUUAUUUGAUGCCAUGGUGUUUAAACUUGUGUGUUAAUUUUUGUUUCCAUUCAAUAAAACACCAUUGCAUUUUUAUUGUGGAAGCCCUUUAGAAUUUUAUCUUUUUUUUCCUCAAAGAAAUCAUUUUAUACAUUGGAGCAUGGGGUUUUCAGAAAAUGUGCAAGAAAUUGCCCAGGGCACACUGCAAAGGUGAUUCAUCAACCCUUUUAGUUUAUUUUCUUUUUUGACAUUUAUUUGUCUGUUCAGCUUAUUCAGUCAAGCAGACAUGAGAUUCAUUUAUUUUACUUUGCUCUUUGGGGAGGUGAUAGUAUUUAUGUGACAUCAAUUUCUAAAUUAAAUUCCAGUCUGGAUUAGAAAAUUGGAAGAUAGUAGAUAUGUAAUAAAACAAUGUCUGCUAAUUAAGGGUGCCUUUUAUUAGUUAUUUUGUAUUGUUGUCCAGUGGUUUUACUACACUGGUAUACAUUUUGAGACAUGACAGUCAAAAUUUAAUCUUUGUUGUUUAACAUGCAAUCCUAAAUACUUUAUACAUAGCGGUCUAUGUCAAAACAAUGUUACAUGUCUACUAGAAAGUGAUGUAAUAUAUAUAUAUUAUAGAGAGAAACGGUUACACAGAUUAAAUGAUGCAAAUGUGCAAAUGUGCUUCUGAAA
Messenger RNA from Clupea harengus (Atlantic herring), 1752 nucleotides. RefSeq names its product Yip1 domain family, member 4 (gene yipf4). The record is from RefSeq and is a predicted model, not a curated record. Gene Ontology annotation, cellular component: membrane; trans-Golgi network. Lineage: Eukaryota; Metazoa; Chordata; Actinopteri; Clupeiformes; Clupeidae. Gene Ontology annotation, biological process: vesicle fusion with Golgi apparatus; endoplasmic reticulum to Golgi vesicle-mediated transport.